AUGACGACACUGUUAGACGCUCUUCGACAGACCACUCAGGUCGAUUGCGAUACCCUUGAUGCUAAUGUCGCUCAUCAACUGGGUCCUUUCGUGGACUGUACUUCCAAUCAAGCAAUUGCAUUCUCCGAGAUCUCCCGGCCGCUUGCAGGAGAGCCUCUUUUGCAUCACGACAGUUUAGUCAAAGACGCCAUCGAGAAGGCCCGAGGGUCUUUGAAAGAGUUUCAAGGACCCGCGGCAUUUGAGGAGUUUGUUGUUCAGAUCUUGAUGGUCAAAUUGCAACUGCUAAUCGUCCCAAACGUGACGGGCUACGUGCACAUUCAGACCAACCCAAAGCUGUCUUAUUCAAUUGACGGCACAAUAAGUGAUGCUCACAGGAUCGUCGAUAUCUUCAAGGUACUGGCACCCAAGUUUGAUACGAAGAGGGUGUGCAUCAAGAUCCCUGCCACUUGGGAAGGCCUUCAAGCUUGUCGUGCGCUGGAAAAGAAAGGCAUUGCUACACUUGCAACCACAAUGUUUUGCAUGGAACAAGCGACUUUGGCCGCCGAUGCACAGUGCACCUAUAUUGCGCCCUAUGUCAAUGAGCUCAAGGUUCAUUUCGAAGCAGGAUACGUUGACAAACACAAAGCCUUUGACUUUUGUCGUGAAGCGCAGGCCUACUACGUCAAACACUCGUUCCGCACGCAAGUCCUAGCUGCGUCGCUCACGUCAGUCGAUGAAGUUAUGCAGCUUGCAGGUAUCCAACACAUUACAAUCUCCCCAAAUCUGCUUAACGGACUUGCUUCUUCCAGCAUGUCUGGAUGGGACGGAAAGCUUGGAGAUUACUUUGCGCAAGGCCCCGACAAUAAGAGCUGGGAGACAAAAGACUACAAUGCACUGGUCAAAAAUGAAAGCAAAUGGAGAAUGGCUUUCACCAGAAGCGGGUUUGGCACAAGCGAAGGUAAGAUCAUCCAGGCUAUCAAUUACUUUGCCGAUUGCCAGGAGAAACUGGAAGAUCUGGUGCGACAGAAUAUGGAAUGA
Molecule: messenger RNA, 1017 nt
Organism: Fusarium venenatum
Lineage: Eukaryota; Fungi; Ascomycota; Sordariomycetes; Hypocreales; Nectriaceae
Source: RefSeq, a predicted model, not a curated record